ACAGUGGGAGUGACCGCCGCCGCCUCCGCCGCUCUGCCUUCCCCCGCCUGCGGGGCCGCUUAUAACCCCCCUCGCCGCCCCACGUCUCUUUCCGACUGCGCUCAGGGAGCCGCGGGCGGGCGGCGGCGCGGCAGCUUGCAGAGACCCCGGCCCGGCGGGCCAGGCAGCCAUGGGGAGGCAGCUGCUGCUACUCGGCGGGCUCGCCCUGCUGGGCCCCCUGCUCGCCUUCUCCGCGCCGGCGAACGACACCACUUCCUGGAAUGGCACACACCGGUUAAGAACCUUUGCAUCUUAUCACAAAGAUGACAGCUAUGAACAUAUACCUUUUCAAGACAUCGACAGUGAUACUGAAAGUGAUUCAGAAGUUGGAUCAGGAUUAAGCAAUCUAACUAGAGCCAAUCAAACUAAAGCACAAACAAGAUUCAUCUCUCAUGAUGCUAAAAGAUACCUGACUAGUCAAUGGUUGACUCGUUUUGUUCCUUCAGUUUACACUUUAGUGGUUAUGCUGAGUCUCCCUCUGAAUAUUACAGCAAUACUUGUGUUCCUGAUAAAAAUGAAAAUUAAAAAGCCAGCUACAGUAUACAUGCUGAAUCUGGCCUCUGCAGAUGUAUUGUUUGUAAGUGUGCUUCCUUUUAAGAUCGCAUACCAUUUUUCUGGAAACAACUGGGUGUUCGGACCUGAAAUGUGUCGGCUCAUCACCGCUGCCUUCUACUGUAACAUGUACUGUUCGGUACUGCUGAUGACUGUUAUUAGCAUUGAUCGUUUCUUAGCCGUGGUGUAUCCUAUGCAAUCUCUCUCAUGGCGUACUUUAACGCGUGCCUCGUUGAUCUGCUUUACCAUAUGGCUUAUAGCCAUAGUUGGUGUUAUACCCAUUCUCAUCACAGAGCAAACUAUGAAAAUAUCUGAGUUAAACAUUACAACCUGCCAUGAUGUGCUAAAAGAAUCUGAACUUAAGAGAUAUUACCAUAAUUUCUUCACCAUUUUCUCUUCCAUUUUCUUUUUUGUGCCAUUAAUAAUUUCUUCUGUCUGUUAUGUGUGUAUUAUCCGAUGUCUUAUCUCUUCUAAUAUUGUUGCAAAACAAAGUAAGAAGACACGUGCUUUACUCUUGUCUGCCGCUGUUUUCUCUAUUUUUAUUAUUUGUUUUGGACCAACAAAUGUCCUUUUAUUAAUUCAUUACUUAUCUUUUCCUUACAACCACCAGUUAGAAUACAUCUAUUUUGCCUAUCUCCUCUGUGCUUGUAUCAGCAGUGUAAGCUGCUGCAUUGAUCCUUUGAUUUAUUACUACGCUUCCUCUGAGUGUCAGAGACAGGUUGGCAAUCUCUUGUGCUGUAAAGAGAGUUCUGAACCUACCAGUAGUAGCAGCAGUGGUCAGUUAAUGGCUAGGACCAGUAGAAGGGAUACCUGCUCCAGUAAUCAGAGUAACAGUGUCUACAGGAAGUUGCUAACAUAAUGUUUUUGGAUAAAUGUACAUCAUACAUUCUUUGAAGAUUUUUAUACAGCUUCAGUAAAAAUACCCUAUUGUAUCCAAGAAUUGCAUAACUUGGGGCAGAUCUUAACUGAGACAUAUAGUAGGGUAGAUUCAUUACAGUAAUACAUAAUUCUAAACACAGCACAGGCGUCUGUGUAUUUAUAUGUAUAUAGGUGAAAUGGGAGGAAGCAAUAUAAAGAACUUUUAUAAAAGCUGUUGGAUAUUAUUUUCAGAUAAAUCCAAGCAAACCCUUUUAAGAUUUGCAGUUCAGUCUCUUGUAAAAUUCUGUGAAAUAUUUCCUGUUUUAGCAUUUUAAACCCCCCCCAAAAUUGUUUCUAUACUUAUAAGUGAAAUGUAUCAAAUCAUCUCUCCAUUAUCUUGUGAAUGAAAUGAAAAUGGUUUACCAGCCAAGCUGUUUUUUCAAUGUCAUUAUUUGUAGGUUUAGCUAUACAAUUAAGUUUUUGAACAUCAUUGUGCAUUUUUGGGGAUCUCAAAGUGUGGAUACUGCAUUUCUCCGUGUUUUACAUAGAAGUUUAUGAAGUGGAUUUUAACAAACAGAAGCCAGUUUUGACAAUCGAGCUUGUCAGAUAAAAAAGAAAAUUCAUGGCAGCUAGGACUACCUUUUGUAUCAUAGUUCUCACAUAAUAUCAUUGAACUUGCCAUUGGAAAAAAAAACUCUUGUAGGGUUCCUGGUUUAGACCAUGCUACCAUUAGAGCAAAAUUUCCCCAAAAGUCAAUGUUAAUAUGCAUCCACAAAAAUUGACACUUCAAAAUCAGCAUUUUCACAUGCUAUUGCUCUGUCUGCGUGCAUUACCAUGCAUUUGUACUGUCUUUAUACCACUUGGCACCUACUGUUUUGCAACUUACAAAUGCAUUUUUCCUGUAUGCAAUGUAAGUAGGCCACAUCACUUAGAAGUUUGUCCUCUAUCCCACAUGAGAGCAAGUCUGAGCAGUUUUGAAAUAGUUCAUGUUAAGUUUGUUAUAAAUGUUUAGUUCCAGAGCCAGCCUCAUCCUGCAUGUAUAGCAUCAUUUUACUUUAAAGUGUUACUAUGUGCUUAUAGCACAAAGUAACAGGACAUCUGUUCUGAAAAUGAACUGUAUAGAUAAUAGGACUUAACUUGGUUUCUCUUUUCCAAUACAGUGACAACAAUGAGGUUCAUGUAAAUUUUGUAACAGCAGAUUGUCAAUAAACAGCAUUAGCUUGCCAUAUUCAGAGUGAAUAAAGUCCCCUGUCCAUUACAAAAGAGAGAGAAAGGAAGAAAUUUAACUUUCAAGCAGGUACUGUGAAAAUGGCAAACUCCUGCCCAAACGUAAUUUAUUUUACCUUUUUUCCUUUUGUGAUGGAGUUAAACUUGUUUGCUGUAAAUAUUGAGUGCUAGUCCUCUCCUGAUUGUUGAGUCUUCCUGUGUUUCCAUGCUUGAGGAUGGGGAUUGCUUCUUCAUUUUACCAUGUGUUAAUCGGACAUUUGUUUCAGUAUCCUAAUACUUUGUUUGAUACUGGUUUAUUUUUAGAAAUUCAGAAGAGUCUGUGUAGUCAGUUUCAGUAGGUGAAGAAGUACACGCUGAAAGGAAAGGAAAUGUAUUUUGGAAAUAGCUUGUCAUCAUAAUGGGAAUUCUGUUUUCUUCCUUUCAGUCUGUCUUUGGGUAAAAAUCACAUGAAACUAGACAUUUCCUUAAACACCACCAAUUCAACUGUAUUUUAUGAAGCUGCAUGCUUUUCUAACUGUAGUUUUACAGACUUAAGUAAAAUCUGUAAAUAUUUAGCAUUUUUGUAUGUUAUUUUAUAAUUCCCUGGCUUAAUCAAGUAGACUAAUCCAUAUUUUAUCACUUCAUGGAAAUCGUAAUAUAAUACAGGACAUAACUGUUUAAUUUUUUUAAUACUUUGGAACUUCAGUUACUUUGAACUAAUAAUAAACAUGUAAACUUCC
Messenger RNA from Chelonia mydas (Green sea turtle), 3395 nucleotides. It is a transcript of the gene F2R, whose product is annotated as coagulation factor II thrombin receptor. Bases 170 to 1450 code for a protein of 426 amino acids. Gene Ontology annotation, molecular function: thrombin-activated receptor activity. NCBI's taxonomy places the organism in Eukaryota, Metazoa, Chordata, Testudines, Cheloniidae. The transcript has 2 exons. Gene Ontology annotation, biological process: positive regulation of blood coagulation; blood coagulation; positive regulation of Rho protein signal transduction. Gene Ontology annotation, cellular component: membrane. The record is from RefSeq and is a predicted model, not a curated record.